Priapulus caudatus is the source of this 412-nucleotide messenger RNA. RefSeq names its product uridine 5'-monophosphate synthase-like. NCBI's taxonomy places the organism in Eukaryota, Metazoa, Priapulida, Priapulimorpha, Priapulimorphida, Priapulidae. The record is from RefSeq and is a predicted model, not a curated record. The annotation marks the transcript as partial. The transcript is spliced from 3 exons. Gene Ontology annotation, molecular function: orotidine-5'-phosphate decarboxylase activity; orotate phosphoribosyltransferase activity. Gene Ontology annotation, biological process: UMP biosynthetic process; pyrimidine nucleobase biosynthetic process.
CAAAAUGGCGCCAAGCAUAAGUUUGGAUGACUUGAUCCUAACUUUAUAUGAUGUUCAAGCCAUCAAAUUCGGCUCUUUUAUUUUAAAAAGCGGCAUAGAAUCACCUGUGUACUUUGAUCUUCGUGUGAUUGUCUCACACCCAAAAUUGCUCCAAGAAGUAGCUGAACAUAUGUGGCAUGAGGCGUCAACGUUGAAAUUAAAUUUUGUUUCCGUGUGUGGUGUACCGUACACGGCACUACCUAUUGCCACGGUCGUCUGCGUGAAUCACGGCAUCCCGAUGCUGAUACGCCGCAAGGAGGCGAAGGAUUACGGCACGAAGAAGAUCAUCGAGGGCCAGUACCAGCCGGGCGAUCAGUGUCUCAUCAUCGAGGACGUGGUGACGAGCGGGACCAGCGUCCGCGAGACGGCCGAC